This is a messenger RNA of Anopheles moucheti, 2416 nucleotides long. Its product is annotated as transcription factor GAGA. Gene Ontology annotation, biological process: regulation of transcription by RNA polymerase II. Gene Ontology annotation, molecular function: protein binding. The transcript is spliced from 6 exons. Gene Ontology annotation, cellular component: nucleus. NCBI's taxonomy places the organism in Eukaryota, Metazoa, Arthropoda, Insecta, Diptera, Culicidae. Bases 929 to 2416 code for a protein of 495 amino acids. The record is from RefSeq and is a predicted model, not a curated record.
CUGUCCCGUGAGCUGUGGUGCGUUGCUGCUACUAUAGUGGGCCCCCAUUUUUUGUGAGCCUUUUCCCGUUUCGAUUGCACCUCCAUAGGCACAGAGCGUGUGCGGAGGGUAGUGAGAAGCGGUGAAGCAGUGAAGCUUGUAAAAUCCUCUUCAUUUUGCUGUGGGAUGAGCAAAAGAAGCGUUCCGUUUUGAUGAGUAGUGUCUGAGAAAGAGAGAGAAAGCGAGAUACAAGAAGCAGUGUGUGCGAGAGUGUAUGCGUGCAUACGCGCGCGUUCUUGGAGGGUUUUUUUACCAUCGUGUACCAUCGUUGGCCAGAGUUCCACAAGAGGAGGAGGUAAAGUACCCCCGCAGGUGGAAGAAAAGGGAGGACAACGACUCCCCUCAGCGCACACACGAGUAGACCAGAAUACGCGUUUGUGUGUGUAUGUGUGUGUGUGUGCGUGUGUGCAGUUUUCUUUUCUGCGCCUAAGUGAAAGGAAAAAUCGAGAAAAUCCGUACGGUGUGGUGCCACACAGCAAUCCGUGUGCGAAGCAGUCCGUCUGUGUGCGUGGUUCCAGUUUUGGCAAGCAAGAAUGGAAAUGUGGUGAAAGCUUUCCUUUAUUCUGCUUGAUGUUGGAAUAUUUAGUAGAGCGAGUUGUGUGUGAAAACAACGACAAAUCGCGUUGUGGGGUAGUGUGUGAGUUCGUACCGAGCGGAGGGCCGACUAGUGAGUGAGCGAAGGAAAAUUUUCUAGAGGGAAUAACGCAUUAUUUUUCCCGUUUCCAGCGUGCUAUAGGUGGAGAUCUGGUGAGCAAGUCGUGUCGGGAAAGCAAGUGAAUAAUUGUAAGGCAUAAAAACACGGACGGGUCCACAAAGAGUGUGAAUUUUGUUUGAGAUUAGAGUGUAGUGCGUGUGAGAGUGAGUGAGAGUGAGGAGCACAAGAGGAACCAUGUCGCUCCCUAUCAACUCACUGUACAGCCUGACCUGGGGUGAUUACGGGACCUCGUUGGUGUCCGCGGUCCAGCUGCUACGGUGCCAUGGCGAUCUGGUGGACGUCACACUGGCCGCCGGUGGACGCAGCUUUCCGGCGCACAAAAUCGUCCUCUGUGCCGCAAGUCCAUUUUUGCUGGAUUUGCUAAAGAACACACCAUGCAAGCAUCCCGUCGUUAUGCUGGCCGGCGUCAAUGCGAACGAUCUGGAGGCGCUGCUCGAGUUUGUUUACCGCGGUGAGGUAAGCGUGGACCAUUCGCAGCUUCCCUCGUUGCUGCAGGCGGCCCACUGUCUCAACAUACAGGGGCUGGCACCGCAAACCGUCUCGCACAAGGAUGACAACACGACGUACACCACCUCGAUCCAACUACAUCCGACCUUGGUGCCGCAGAAUCACGUCAAGGCGGUGAUCGACGUAUCGAACAAUGUUUGCACGGCGGAAGAACUGAUCACAACACUCGGACCUACACAAACGGUACAGGCACAAGUCAUUGAAACGAUCACACCGGACCAGAUGUCGGAUGAAGUCACGAAGGAUGUCAUUAGUCAGUUUUUGCCCACACGCAAGCGCAAGCAGCGCACCAAGAAGACGGUCAAUCAAGGACAAGCAGGUGCGGCAACUAACAGUGCAGGCGGUACUCAGGCGGCCAAGGUAAUGAAAACGGAUGACGAUGGUACAACGAUUCAGGUGAUUGUGAACAAUGCGGAAGAAGCGACACCCGUUCCAAAGGACAUUAAGAAGGAAGCGAACGCUGACGGUACCGCGGUAGACACGAAGGAAGGCAUCAUCAAAAUCAAGAGCAAAUCUCAAUCGGAACAACCGGCAACCUGCCCGAUCUGCCAGGCCGUCAUUAGGCAGUCGAGGAAUCUACGUCGACAUCUGGAACUGAGACAUUUCAAGAAACCCGGCAUGAAAAAGGAACGCAUCCGCAAGAGCAAGAAAGGACAAGGUUCGAAUCCCAACCAAGCAAACGGAAGCAAUGGCACAAACUCAGGCAAUGGAACGGUAACCGGUGACCAGGUCGUACAACAGGCGCAGCAGCAAGUCGUACAGCAACAGGCCCAACAGCAACAGGUGGUACAGCAAGGACAACAGCAGACCACGAUCGACACGACCGGCACGAUAUCCGUCACCGUUUCCCAGGCCCAGGCACAACAGAUUGAACAGGCAGCCGCAAACGGACAGCAGCACGUUGUGACACAGCAUGAAAAUGCGGACGGCACCACAUCCCUUUCGAUCGCACAGGUUCAAACGCUCGAUGGCCAUCAGCUCGCAAUUGGAAAUCUCAACCAGGCCACACUGAUCCGAACCGGUGAACCGAUCGAAACGGGCAUCAUUGCAACGCACGAGCCGACGCUACGUCCCCACACGGAGCUGUUCCGCGUCGGCAACACCGUCUACACGAUAGAGGAACGUCGGACGGACACCACCAAUCGCCUAACUUAG